AUGGAUCUCCAGGAGCCAGCUUCCCCCAACGGCUCUCUCUCACCCUCGCCACAGGUACCGCGCAAGCUGCCAGUUGACCUGCCGACCUCUCUGGAUGACCGCCGUGCCCUGCCCGAAUAUAGUGGAGGGACCGAGAUAUACGAUGGUUGGCAAGGCUCAUCCCAAUAUAUCACUGCACCUACUCCGGCACGGCCGCUCCCGUUCGACCUUCAUCUAGACACCCCAGCCUACGACGAUGAAGAGACGUACACCCGAAUACAGGAUAGUGAUUCCCGGCUGAUGGAAAUGGUCGCCGCUCAGGCUCAUCACAGAGAAGAUGGAAGUCCAGGGCAAGACGAGGACGCCAUUGCCACAGACGAGAAGCUCUCUGCUAGUGACAAGAAGGAGAUCCUGCAGAAAAGCCUUAACAUGGCCGCGAGCAACGGAGAUGUGGCACGAAUACAAAAGCUGGUUGGAGGAAGGGCCAAGGAGUUUGUGGAUGUCAACCAGCCGGACGAGGAGGGAACGGUCCCUUUGAUCUACGCCAGUUGCUUCGGCCACUAUGAAGUUGUGGCUGCGCUGUUGGACGCGGGAGCCCUGGUGGACCAGCAGGACCGAAAUCAGUGGAGUGCACUGAUGUGGGCAAUGACCAACCGUCAUAAACAAAUUGCCAAACUCCUUCUCGACCAUGGAGCCAAUCCUGACAUCAAAUCCUCUUCGGGCGGCACAGCGCUGGACUUCCUUCAACCAGGAUCUGACUUGUCACAUUAUCUCCAUGAAAAUGGCUAUCACUUCGGAGUUUCAAGCUUAGAAGGCGACUUCUAUAACUCUGGCUUCUCGCAGGAUCGGUUUGAAGAGGAGAUGGCGGAAAAUGAACUGAAGCGGCGCAUGAUGAUGCAGGAGAGCGCCGCCAACCUGGAGGUCGACCUGUCAACCUUGGGGUUUGAUGAACAGCCAGAGUCGCCCAUUGAGUUUGAAACCGAAGAAGAGUUUGUCUGGGAUCGUUGCAUCGGGGACCAAAUGUUCGUCUUCCAGGCGGACAAGCUCGACGCCAUUUUUGACCUCAUCAUCACCAACAUGACCCCUCAGCGAUCGCCCUCACAGAAACCGGUGCCGGCCAAUCUCAUCUUCUUAAUGGCCCGCUACGCCCAUUAUCAUAUGACUGCCUCUCUGUUAGACGAAGUCUUGACGAAAGCGCUGGACCUGAUCAACGACGUGAUCGAGCGUCAUCAAUGGGACAUGACCAUGCUCGCUUUCUGGAUUUCGAACGCGACAUUGUUGCUUCAUUACCUCAAAAAGGACGCCGGCCUCGUUGAGGCGACAUCCAAGUAUCAGCUCGAAUUGGCUGAACUGAUCAAUGAGACGUACAUUCUCAUCAUUCGGGAUGCUGAAAGGAGGAUGAACAAAGUCCUGGACGUGGCCAUGCUAGAUCACGAGACCAUCCCUGGGCUGGACGACAUUGCCUUUCAGGGCGAGUGGAAAGUGUUCAAAUCGAAAUCGAAAGCGAAAGAAGAGCCGCCAGAGAAACGAUUUCGGCCUCCUUCGCCGAAGCGACGAGCCCAGACCUCACCACGAAACAUCACCUCCCUCCUCUCUUCGACCUUGUUUGUGCUGGAUCUCUAUGACAUUCACUCUGUGAUCACAGCCCAGAUUUUAUCUCAGCUCUUAUAUUGGAUUGGAGCAGAACUGUUCAACCGUGUUAUGAACACGAGAAAAUACCUGUCAAGAACCAAGGCCAUGCAGAUUCGCAUGAAUGUGUCGGCAAUCGAAGACUGGGCGCGUGCGAAUAACCGGCAACCCGAACACUACGAAAAUGGAUCGACCAUUUCUACGGGAGAAAACACUGUAGACGCCGCUCGGCGACACCUGGCUCCGAUCAUUCAGCUGCUUCAAUGGCUGCAGUGUUUUAGUUCGCUUGGCGAAGACCAAGAGUCUUUGGUGGCAACGUUGGUUCAACUGCAACGACUCACUCCGACGCAAUUGAUCCACGCCGUGAAGAACUAUAGGGCCGAGGUGGGGGAGAAACGCCUACCCAAAGCGCAUAUGAAGUUCUUGGUGCAGCUACAAAGAGGCCAGCAGUCGUUGAUCCACAGACCUCGGACGCCAGUGGUCGAUGCCCCAGGAUCAGAUACAGCCACAUCAACUGGGCAGAAUGGGGCAUCUGGUCAGGACCAUCAGAGUCCGGCUACCCCUCAAGGCGCAUCGGCGCCACCGACAUCGUCUCCUGUGGAAUCCGACACUGAUCCACCGCUGCGACGAAAUGCCUUGAACUUGGACCAGACUUUGAUGCUUCCAUUCUCACUGCCAACCUCGACUGACAUGCUGAUCACGUAUGGGGCGGGCAUUGGCGGCGUGAAUCGGGAACGAGCACAGAAAUAUAUACCGACCAUUCCCACGGAAGUUUUGAGUAAACUGAACCUCGACGGCGAUGGAAGGCGACGUGCAGGAAGCAUCGGGACCAUCGGGACGACAUCACAAGGAUGGCGAAGUGGUGGAUUCUGA
Molecule: messenger RNA, 2481 nt
Organism: Capronia epimyces CBS 606.96
Lineage: Eukaryota; Fungi; Ascomycota; Eurotiomycetes; Chaetothyriales; Herpotrichiellaceae
Product: allantoicase
Exons: 4
Coding region: 1-2481 (826 amino acids)
Molecular function (GO): GTPase binding
Source: RefSeq, a predicted model, not a curated record